GAAGCACAGGACCCUUUUACUACUGUGGGAGUGGGAUCAGAGCUGAGCCAUGAUCUGGAAGGGGCUGUGUGUCCUGUUCCUGUUGCCCCUGCUGCCCUCCAGCAGUCAGCGGGGUGUGGAGCCUUAUGACCUGAUGUAUGACAGUGGGAUAGAAGCGUAUUACAGGAACGACUACCAGAAAGUGGUGGACUUUAUGGAAAACGCUAUCAGCAGCUACACUACGCUGAGGCAAACUAAGAUCACAUGCAGGUUGGACUGCAGGGACAAGUAUCCUGUGGAGCUGCAGCCCAGAGAUUGGGAUGUGAGCUUUUUCAGUGCCAUGCUGGCCAGAGCGGCUUGUGUGAACCGGUGUGAGGAGAGCAUACUGGGGGCAGUGUCCAGACACAGGGUCAGCGAGGACAUCAAGAGUGAAUUCUACAGGAGAGUUCCCUACAACUUCCUACAGAGGGCGUACUUCAAGUUAAACCAGUUGGAUAAAGCUGCAGAAGCUGCCCAUACAUUCUUCAUGGCCAAUCCUGAGCACAUGGAAAUGCAGCAGAAUCUAGAGGACUACCACAAGAAUUCAGAUGUCCAUUUGGUGGAUAGGGAGCGCCUCAUUCAUAUGGAGGAUUACCAUGCGGGGGUGAAGCUGUACGAUGCAGAGCAGUAUGAGCUGGCGAUCCAUCGCUUAGAGGAUGCACUCCAAGGGUAUUACAGGGCCGAUGUUGAGUGCAGAGCAAUGUGUCUGGGUCCUCACAAGUUUGAUGAAUAUGAACAUGUGAAAUAUAGCGCUACUCUCUAUGAAGCCAUUGCAGAUCACUACAUCCAGAUACUAGCGUGUGAGCAUGAGUGUGUGCGGGAGCUUGCCACACGCCCUGGGCGCUUAUCACCUAUUGAGAAUUUUCUUCCGUUGCAUUAUGACUUCCUGCAAUUCAGCUACUACAGAGUUGGUGAUAUCAUAAAAGCCUUGGAAUGUGCCAAGUCCUAUCUGCUUUUCCAUCCUGGGGACACGGAUGUGUCUGAAAAUGUGAGCUUUUAUGAAAGCCUGUUACCUGAGCAUGUGCGUCCAGAGGAUAUUAAACCUAGAAAAGAAGCUGCUCAGUUUGUUAAACAUCAUAUUUUUGAGUCUGAAAUCAUUCAAGCCGCAGCUGCUGGCUUGGGGUUUUCAUAUGAUGAACCGGAGUUCUGGGUUACUGGCGGAGAUCGGCAAGAUGAAAACAGUGUUCCCCCUGUGGCGAAUGAUGAACUGACAGGUGUCACUGGACUCUUAUCUGGAAAGAAGGCUGUUCAGAAAAUUGACCGAGAGCUAAGAGAGGGAGGUCCUCUGAUUUAUCCAGACGUUAAACUUGUCUAUAACUCUGCACACCUGAAUGGCACACAGAGGGUACAGCUGGACAACGUUAUAUCUGAUGAGGAGUGCAGAGAGCUGCAAAAACUUGCCAAUAUCAUAACAAUAGCUGGUGAUGGAUACCGAGGGAAAACCUCUCCCCAUACUCCAAAUGAGAAGUUUCAAGGGGCCACAGUUCUAAAGGCAUUACAGCUUGGGUAUGAAGGCCAUGUACCAAUGAAGAGUGCCCGCUUGUUUUAUGAUGUCAGUGAAAAAGCCAGAAGUAUUGUGCAGUCAUAUUUCAUGCUCAAUACAACACUUUUUUUCUCCUACACGCAUCUGGUUUGCAGGACAGCUCUACAGGGUCAACAGGAUAACAGAAAUGACCUGAGUCACCCAAUUCAUGCUGACAACUGUUUACUGGAUCCAGAGGCCAAUGAAUGUUGGAAGGAGGCUCCAGCCUACACAUUCAGAGAUUACAGCGCUCUCCUGUAUCUAAAUGGAGAUUUUGACGGAGGAGAAUUUGUGUUUACUGAAAUGGAUGCCAAAACCGUCACUGCUUCCAUAAAACCUAGGUGUGGUCGUCUGGUUGGUUUUUCUUCUGGAGGAGAGAAUCCCCAUGGGGUAAAAGCUGUGACCAGAGGACAGAGAUGUGCUGUUGCUCUGUGGUUCACAUUAGAUCCAAUGAACCGUGAACUGGAGCGGCUACAGGCAGAUGAAGUUAUAAGAGCGCUGGACCAGGAAAGUCAGGGUGGAGGAUUAAGCGAAGAUUUGAAUAUCAACCCAAGAGAUGAACUAUAACAGGGCUAUUUAACAAAGUAUUUAUUAAUUAUUAAUAAUCUUAUUAGACAGUUUUAUUUUUGUACAAAGCAUUAAUUGUAAUUUAAAUGGAAAACAAUGUGCUUAAAAUACUGAAUGUUUCUCUUCUAAAGCGUGUGAGUUUUAUUCUUAGCGUUUGUUUACUGUCUGAGAGGUAAACAAAUACCGUGGAGUAUAGGACUGUUCUUUAGCACUUACUGUAAAGUAAAGGGAUUAUUAACCAAAAGGCAAAUUGGUUUAUUUUAUAUAAUCUAGACAUUGUUUUUCUAAUUAAAGGUAAUGUGGUUGCAAAGUUUGAAAAGCCUUAUCACGAUUGCAGUGAAAGGAUAGCCUACUCAGGACCACUUUGCACCAAAAUCACAUUUUAUACAUAACCAUCAUGUUCUAUAAAAUUGUAUACAAGUAUUUAUUUGUGGUGCCCUGCAUUUACUGUUCCAAAGUAUGUGCUGGCAGCCAUUCUGCUU
Spea bombifrons (plains spadefoot toad) is the source of this 2589-nucleotide messenger RNA. RefSeq names its product prolyl 3-hydroxylase 2 (gene P3H2). The transcript is spliced from 15 exons. The record is from RefSeq and is a predicted model, not a curated record. Bases 50 to 2107 code for a protein of 685 amino acids. Gene Ontology annotation, cellular component: endoplasmic reticulum. Gene Ontology annotation, molecular function: procollagen-proline 3-dioxygenase activity; protein binding; L-ascorbic acid binding. Gene Ontology annotation, biological process: collagen metabolic process. Lineage: Eukaryota; Metazoa; Chordata; Amphibia; Anura; Pelobatidae.